AUGCCUCGAAGCCGGAGUAGAAGUAGAUCACGUGAUCGAAGAAGACGCUCAAGGUCGAGAGAUCGUGACGAUAGACGUUCGAGGGAUCGCCGUUAUAAAAAAGAGAAACGGAAACGUCGUGAUUCAGAUCGUUCGAAUUCUGAUGAUGACAUUGAAUCACUUAUUCGGAAAGAACGACGGAGAAAUGGUGGGAGUUGCAAUUCACCAACCACAUCAAUUUCGGCUCUUCUGAGUGAAUUAGGUCCUUCAACGAAGUUCGAUGUAUCAAGUUUGAGUGACGCAGCGAAGCAGUGGCUCGACGCGCGAGUAACUGAACAGGUAAGUGCACGUGUAGCGGAUCUCGAGUCGUUAGUUCAAGAACGCGUCGCAAAGGCACGCGCUGAACUUGAAUCAAGAUUACGUGUGCAAAUUGAACAAGAAAUGAUGCGUGAAGUGGAAGAGAGCAGAAAGAGAGAGGAGGAGUCGAAGAAACGAUGCGCUGAAUUGGAAGAAAAUUUACAGAAGAAAUUGAAAGAGUUGGAAGAGAGUGAACGAAAAUUGAACGAAGAACGCCUUUUAAUGUUGGAAACAAAAAGCAAGUUAGAGAUGGAACGAAAUGAACUGUUGAAAGAGAAAGAGUUAUUAACACGGAGCGAACAACAAGCCAUUCUCAACAAAGGUGGCGCUAUGAGGGCACCGAUCAAACUCAAAUUCGGUUUCAGUAAAUAA
This is a messenger RNA of Anisakis simplex (herring worm), 708 nucleotides long. NCBI's taxonomy places the organism in Eukaryota, Metazoa, Nematoda, Chromadorea, Rhabditida, Anisakidae. The record is from the annotation of a GenBank genome assembly.